CAAGAUGGCCGCCGCGCGCCCGGAGACCCCGAGUCCGAGCUCAGCGGCACCGGAGCCGCGAUCCCCGGAGCCUCCGGACCUGGUCCUGGUGCCUGAUGAUGGCCGCCCGGCCACCCCCCCGAGUGACCUCAUCGAGAUCCAGGUGGUGAAGGUGACAGACACCACGCUGGUACCUGAGCCCCCGGAGCCAGGCUCCCUCCACUGUGCCUUGUGCCCAGCUGCCUUCCGGCUGGUCUCCGAGCUGCUCUUCCACGAACACGGCCACCUGGCGGGGGCUGAGGGUGGCGGGCAGGGUGGGGACUCAAGCCGGUGUCAUGUGUGCGGCCACAGCUGUCCAGGCCCCGCCAGCCUCCGCGCCCACUACAGCCUGCACACGGGAGAGCGGCCCUACCGCUGCCCGCUCUGCCCCCGGGCCUUCAAGGCCCUGGCGCCGCUGCUGCGGCACCAGCACCGACAUGGGGUGGAGCCGGGGACCUCUCAAAGGCCUCCGGAGGCGGCGGCGGCCCGAGAUCAGGGGCCUGAGGUGCCCCAGGAGAGGUCGGAGGUGGUGAUGGCCGCGGCGGCGGCCGGCGCAGCGGUGGGGAAGCCUUUCGCCUGCAGGUUCUGUGCCAAGCCGUUCCGCCGCUCCUCAGACAUGCGAGACCACGAGCGGGUGCACACGGGCGAGCGGCCCUACCACUGCGGCGUGUGCGGCAAGGGCUUCACCCAGUCCUCGGUGCUCAGCGGCCACGCCCGCAUCCACACCGGCGAGCGCCCCUUCCGCUGCACCCUCUGCGAUCGCACUUUCAACAACUCCUCCAACUUCCGCAAGCACCAGCGCACCCACUUCCACGGGCCGGGGCCGGGGUUGGGAGACUCUGGAAGCCAGCUGGCAUCGGGGGCCGAGGGGUCAGGGAGUGGGUGUGGGGCAGGAAACACUCUGGAAGAGGGCCAUGGGGAGACGGCCAAAGUGAAGGCGGAGAUCGACCAGUAGUAUGGGAGAGCAGGCACACGG
Molecule: messenger RNA, 994 nt
Organism: Hippopotamus amphibius kiboko
Lineage: Eukaryota; Metazoa; Chordata; Mammalia; Artiodactyla; Hippopotamidae
Gene: ZNF784
Product: zinc finger protein 784
Exons: 2
Coding region: 5-973 (322 amino acids)
Biological process (GO): regulation of transcription by RNA polymerase II
Cellular component (GO): nucleus
Molecular function (GO): DNA-binding transcription factor activity, RNA polymerase II-specific; RNA polymerase II transcription regulatory region sequence-specific DNA binding
Source: RefSeq, a predicted model, not a curated record